AUGAAGUUUGGAGAGACGCUCAAGUCCUCGCUCAUCAAGGAGUAUGCCUACUACUACAUUCAGUACGAUGAGCUGAAAUAUGCCAUUGGCAGGGGGCUCAGUAAGAAUGGCAACAAGUGGUCGGACUCCCUCGAGGAGGACUUUCUCAACAAGAUGGAAGGAGAGCUCGACAAAGUGUACAACUUCGUGGUCUUAAAGCACAAAGAAAUCCUUCGUCGUAUGAAAGAGGUGGAGAAGUUGGUGAAUGACACGGUCGAAAACUCCAGAAAUGCCACUGAAGAAGAGGCAGAAUUCUACGAGCAAGACUUCCAGGAUCUCGAAGAAGAGCUCAGCGAUAUCAUUGCCGAUGUGCACGACCUCAACAAGUUCACAAGGCUCAAUUAUAUUGGCUUCCAGAAGAUCCUCAAAAAGCAUGACAAGCUGACCAAGUUCAUCCUCAAGCCUAUUUUCCAGGCCCGGCUGAACGCCAAGGCAUUUUACAAGGACAAUUACGACUCUCUGAUUGUGAACCUUUCCAAGCUCUAUGACCUCGUCAGAACAAGAGGAAACCCUGUAAAGGGCGACUCUGCGGCCGGAGGUUCUAUGCAGAACUUUGUCCGUCAAACGACAAAGUAUUGGGUGCAUCCUGAUAACAUCACCGAGCUGAAACUUAUUAUUCUGAAACACCUUCCUGUACUCGUGUUCAACUCGAAUAAGGAGUUUGAGCCCGAAGACUCGGCAAUAACUUCGAUCUACUACGACAACAAGGACAUGGACCUCUAUUAUGGACGGUUGCUUAAGACUGAGGGAGCAGAGGCCAUCAGAAUUAGAUGGUACGGAGGAAUGGGUGCAGAGACUGUUUUUGUUGAAAGAAAAACCCACAGAGAGGACUGGACAGGGGAGAAGAGUGUCAAGGCCAGAUUCCCCCUCAAGGAGAAAAACGUGAAUGAGUUCAUGAAGGGACAGUACACUGUCAAGCAGGCAUUUGAGAAAAUGCGCAAGGAUGGUAAGAAAAGCGUGCAAGAAAUUGAGAGCCUCGAAAGACUUGCUCAGGAAGUGCAGUAUAGAGUCAUCAAGGACAAGCUGAGACCGGUCAUGAGGUCUUUCUACAACAGAACAGCGUUCCAGCUCCCUGGAGAUGCAAGAGUCAGAAUCUCUCUGGAUACGGAGCUCACAAUGGUCAGAGAAGACAACUUUGACGGCAUCGACCGAACCCACGGAAAUUGGAGAAGAAUGGAUAUUGGAGUGAACUAUCCGUUUGCUAACCUGCCUCCUAAAGAUGUCGAGAGAUUUCCGUAUGCCGUUUUGGAAGUCAAACUCCAAACCCAAAUGGGCCAGGAGCCCCCACAAUGGGUGAAAGAAAUGGUGUCUUCACAUCUGGUGGAAGCUGUUCCCAAAUUCUCCAAGUUUAUUCACGGCUGUGCCACCUUGCUUUCUGACAGAGUUGACUUGAUUCCGUUUUGGCUGCCUCAGAUGGACGUCGACAUUAAAAAACCAAAGAAGGAUGAGAACUAUGGUAUUGUGAGACAACGCCAUACAGAAUCUGGCCAUGGAGAGCUUGAUGAGGAGGAGCUGGCCGGCUCCAGCUUAAGUUCGGGCUCUGCUGCUCCUCACUACGGAUCUGUCUCUUUCAACGAAAACAAUAAUAGAAUUGAGGAGACCUCGGACCCUGAAAAUAAUACCCUAAUACGCAGGUUGGUCUCCUGGUACAAGGAAAUCACCAAACCAGACCAUUCCUUCAACAAGGUGCCGGAGGGAACUGUUUUUGAUGCAAAGUUCACUGCUCCACCAGGGAAGAAGAUCUCUGUUGUGGUGCGGGUGGAACCUAAAGUUUACUUUGCCACGGAACGAACUUACCUCUCAUGGCUCUCGAUUGCCCUUAUUUUUGGUGCGACUGCCCAUACCCUUCUGAAUUACGGCGAUCUGGUCUCGUUGAUCACCUCCACCUGUUUUUACUUCACUGCCAUCCUAACAAUUGUCUACUCCACAUAUGUCUACAUUUUCCGCGUCGUGAAUAUCAGAAACAAGCGUGCUGUGCGCUACGAUGAUAAGUUCGGCCCUGUGCUGGUUUGCUCAGCUCUGGCGUUGUCAGUUUUUGUCAACUUCCUUUUCAGACUACUAAAAUAA
Ogataea parapolymorpha DL-1 is the source of this 2106-nucleotide messenger RNA. RefSeq names its product Vacuolar transporter chaperone 4. Gene Ontology annotation, cellular component: vacuolar transporter chaperone complex; fungal-type vacuole membrane. The record is from RefSeq and is a predicted model, not a curated record. NCBI's taxonomy places the organism in Eukaryota, Fungi, Ascomycota, Pichiomycetes, Pichiales, Pichiaceae. The coding region runs from base 1 to 2106 and encodes 701 amino acids. Gene Ontology annotation, biological process: polyphosphate metabolic process; vacuole fusion, non-autophagic; microautophagy. The transcript has a single exon.